Choloepus didactylus (southern two-toed sloth) is the source of this 2297-nucleotide messenger RNA. Its product is annotated as protein Lines homolog 1-like. NCBI's taxonomy places the organism in Eukaryota, Metazoa, Chordata, Mammalia, Pilosa, Megalonychidae. The record is from RefSeq and is a predicted model, not a curated record.
GGCAGGUUUUACUGAAGAAGUGUCUUAGAGAGUCAUCUCAUUUCCAGGAUCCAUAGUACUUACAAUUUGGAGUUGUCAACCUUCUUAUAAAAGAUACAUUUUAGAAGUCGAAAUGAAAGCUUUCAGUGAAGUUUUAGAACAGUUAUACAAAAAGGUACUAAUUGGAGCCUCGCUUGAAAAACACAGCCAGGAGUACGUCUUUUAUCUCAAUCCCGCGUUUUCCGAUCAAGAUUUCUCUCCAGCUGCCUCCCUAGAAUGGCCGGACACCCGUGGGAGCCAGGAGAAGAACCAGCCACGCUUUGCCCACUUGGCUGCCUCUCGUGUGGCUCCCAAAUGUCUGAAGAGACAGCCCCAGAUGGGCAGUGCCCGAGAGAUUACACUGCUUCAGUUGACAGUGAUCAAAGUGAUGAUAACCAGAAUAGUGUCUAGCAAAACUGAGUUCCAUACAAAGGAGAAAUACAGCGAUAUUGUUAAAAUUCUUUUAAAAUCAUCUGAAGUGGAUUCUAAAUUGAUCUCUAUGUUCCAGAAUUCAGAUAAAUUGUUAUCCCACACGGCUGCAAAGUGCCUUGCGUUGCUUCUGUAUUUCCAACUGAGAGAGGAGAUAACAUUAAGUAAUUCCUGGAUAGCUUUUUGUCAAAAAAAUCUUUCUGAGUACACUGAGAGUGAUAAGAUAGCAUCCUGUCUCUGGACUCUUGGAAUGGUAAUAAAAGAAAUCUUUAAAGAUACAUGUUCACAAAAAACAGAAAUUCUAAAGCAGUUCCUGGCUCCUUUUGACAGUGUUUUUGAAGUAUUUUACAACUCCCUAUUUUCUCAGCAUUUUGAAAACUGCCAAGAUACUUCUAAAAUAAUAAACAGCUUGAUGAGUUUCCUGGAAUUGCUUGAACUUCUUAUAGCCUCCAGAAUCUACCUGAAAUUGCAUUUCACUUGCCAGAGGAUUUUAUUUUUUAGACCUUCUUGCGUGUUAGACAUUAUUACCUGGCCAGUUCAGGCUUUCGUCAAAAGGAAGUUCAUCCUGUUUGUUAAAAAGUGCCUUCUUUGUAAAGUGGGUGAAGACCUCUUUCCUGGAUCUGCCCCUGCCGUAAUGCCACCAGAUCUUCAUUUGGAUGUGGACAUGUUGGCUUUAGCUAAUGCUGUUUUGGAAGCUGUGAAUUUGGGGUUGUUGAGAACAUUGUCUAUUCAUGGAAAACCUUCCUUCUUUGGUGGCGAUGAAGUUCAGCCUGGAUGUAAAAGUAUCUCUGGUCAAGAUCAAGCGAUCCUUAGAGCAGUGAGCUUAGUUUUAAUUAAAUCCUUAGAAAUCAAGUUUCGGAAUUGUACUUCAGCAAAUGAAAUGGAAGAGAGCUGUAAAGCUACUGAAAGAAGCCUGACCCAAGAAAAAGUAAGGUGGAACCAUCACACACAUGAAAAUGGCUAUAAUCCUCACUGUAUUUUCUUAUUCUUCUUAAAAAAUAUAGGAUUUGAUUCUACCGUUCUUCUUGACUUUUUGAUUUCAUCAGAAACCUGUUUUCUUGAAUAUUUUGUUAGAUAUUUAAAAUUACUCCAAAAAGAGGGUAAUUUUUUCACCAUUUCCAAGUACUUUGAUGCAACUGAAUCUGAAGAUGGCUUUGAUAUUUGUGGUUGUUUGCCUUCACUUGUCCAAGAAAGGAAUACCAACCAAAUGGAACCACUCUAUUUGACUGCUCUUGAUGGUCACAUACAUGCUAAUGCUUGGAGCUCCUGGGCCUCUGAUUUUUCUGAACCACCCAACAAGGUUGUGACAUCUCAGGAGACCCCCACCCUUCUCCAGGCUGAUAGCCUGACUUCCCCUCAAACUUCUCAAAGUCUGGUGGAUUAUGACAGCUCUGAUGAUUCUGAAGUGGAAUCCACAGAUCAGCAUUUAGCAAACAGCAAACAGACAUCUCUACACCAAGCGAUAAUUAAGAAGAUUCAACACACAGCUGGGUCAGGAACAGAUAAAGAGUUUGUACUAGAGCCUGAGUCAAGGCUUCUGGUGCCAAAAGGCUCUGAAACUUGUUUCUCCAUUGACCAUGAAGUAGCUCCAAAUAAUAUUUCUUCUGAAAUGGGAAUAUCCUACAGAACAGUUAAAUGCUUUGAAGAACUACAAGCUGCUGUUAACCGUUUGCAGAAAAAAAAUCUUUUCCCGUAUAACCCAAAAGCACUUUUGAAGUUGUUAAAACUUAUUGAGACAAUAUAUAAGAGUAAGAAUGCUUUGUAAAACUGGCAUUUUACUUCCAGGAACUAUUUCCCCUUAAUAACAAAUUUGCCUCAUGAGAUAAUGGUAAAAGAAAAAAAGUUAACUC